GUAUAAAUUACGACUGAAUGACUUGUUCCACUUCUCAGCUUACAAACUAGUAGUGCUAAGGCAUCACGGCCCCAAGAGCUGAAUGCCAUAACGAUUUAAUGCUAUGAAAGUACAUGGAAUUGUUGUGUUUGACGCUAUAGGAAAACCAUCAGGUGGUAUAACUAAAGGUGCUUUGUAUUAUAUAGGAUCUUACGACCAAUGUAAUAGUAUUAAAGCUCACAUCCCCGCUAAUAUCUACCUAGGUAACGUGUUUAGGAAGGAGGAAAGGCGUUAUACCACUAAAUUUUGUCGAGCUGAAUUCAACGUAUCAGACAGUUUUGUCCAAAGUAUGAACGUCGAUACAAGAGGUUUAGUACUAAAGUUAAACUGGGGAGUUUGUGUUCCCGCUUCCUGUCACAGUGAAGACAUUGCUAGGCUCUUUUCAAUGGGGCCUGUAAAGCUUCCUGUAAACAGAGUUGCUUGCCUGCAAAACCCAGAUCUUAAAAAAGAUACGUCAGCCAUUGUUGCUAUAUGCAUUUUGUGCGUGUUUGGAAUUUUGGUUGCACUGGCCACUUUUAGUGAAGGUAUGAUGGGCGCUCUUCCAGUUUCCAAACGUGAAGAACAAAACUACUUUGGCCGAAUUAAUAAUGGGUUUGUGUCUGAUGAAAAACACAUCAUUAAAAAUGGCUAUGCACCAGAUGCAUUGGAAUUGAAACAAACAGCUUCUAUGUCUACAGGAUUGUAUACAACGCUAUCAGAAACAAAUGGCUACGAAAAAAUAGAUAAGUCUAAAAGCGACAUAGAGGCGAGUUCGUCAUCGAAGACAGAUUCAUGUACACUUAAUGUACUAGCACCCGCGGAGCACCCUUAUGAAAAAUUGAGUAACGGUGAUGGUAAAUCGUUAAGUCACAAUCCAAACGUCUCGCCUGAAAUUUCAAACACAGAACUAGAAGCCAAGGUAAAUGACACCGGUGUCAAGGUGGAAAACGUCGCGGACAAAGAAGCAGUUAGAAAGGUACACCCGAUUAUAAAGGCAUUUUCAUUAAUAACUAACAUGCCAAAGAUUCUAAAUGGAAAGAAAUCUAAAGGAGCCAUCAACUGUGUACAUGGUAUACGAUUUGUCAGCAUGUUAUGGAUUAUACUGGGCCACACCUAUAAUUAUGGAGUUGUUUCACAAAGUGACAGUCAAACUACACAAAACUUAAUUGACGCCGAUGGUCUGUUUAAAAGGUUCAGCUUCCAGGGUAUCAUGGCAGCCGGAUUUGCUGUUGAUACUUUCUUCUUAUUAAGUGGGUUUUUAGUGGCAUACCUGACGUUAAAAGAUCUACGAAAACGGAAGAUUACAGGUGGCUACAUGUUUAUGUAUUAUUUCCAUAGAUUUUGGAGAUUGACACCAUUAUAUAUGAUCGUAUUGAUGACGUUCUCCUGUCUAUAUAAGUAUAUGGGCGAUGGUCCACUGUGGCCAGCAGCUAUCAAAGCAGCAGAUUAUUGUAAAACUAAUUGGUGGACUAAUGUAUUAUACGUUAAUAACCUUGUUAAUAACCAUGAACAGUGUUUGGGUUGGUCCUGGUAUUUGGCUAAUGAUAUGCAGUUUUAUAUUCUCUCACCUAUAUUUAUAUUUACAAUAUUUUGGUACGCACCUGUUGGUAUUACUUUAGCAGUAUUAGUAGGUGCAGCUGGUGUAGCUUCAGCUUUCUAUGAAGAAUAUGUUACCGGAGGAGACAUGUUCACAAUGAAUCGAAUUCCUGAUUAUUGGCAAAAUGUUUACACUGUACCCUGGACACGAAUUGCUGCUUAUUUAGUUGGUAUAAUAUUUGGUUGGAUUAUGGUAAAAUAUGAUAAACUAAAGACCCUUUCAUUUAAAAAAGCUGUAGUUGGUUGGAUUAUAACCCUUGGUGUUGGUAUCUUUAUUUCUUAUAUAACAUACACAUAUCGUAAAGAAGACGCCGACGCCUGGCCAAAAUGGGUGCUAUCGUUGUAUGAGUCAACAACAAGACCAAUAUUUGCUGCCUGUGUUGCUUGGGUUAUAUUUGCAUGUCAUCAUAACAGAGGAGGAUUCAUCAACUCAGUUCUGUCAUGGAGUGGAAUUAUACCACUGUCCAGACUAACGUAUGCAUGCUACCUAGUACAUCCUGCGUGUAUGAUGCUUAAAAUCUACAGUAAAAGAAACCUAAUCUACAUAAGUGAUUUUGAUGUGGCUUAUCUAUACAUGGGCCACACGUGUAUGACCUUCAUGAUAGCUUUUAUAUUCUCAGUGACCUUUGAGGCUCCCUUCCUUGCAUUGGAAAAGAUAUUUUUCCAACGAAAGAAAUAAUGUUUUGUUUUUAAA
Molecule: messenger RNA, 2308 nt
Organism: Patella vulgata (common limpet)
Lineage: Eukaryota; Metazoa; Mollusca; Gastropoda; Patellidae
Product: nose resistant to fluoxetine protein 6
Exons: 15
Coding region: 104-2293 (729 amino acids)
Molecular function (GO): acyltransferase activity, transferring groups other than amino-acyl groups
Source: RefSeq, a predicted model, not a curated record